This is a messenger RNA of Macadamia integrifolia, 1405 nucleotides long. RefSeq lists its product as uncharacterized. The record is from RefSeq and is a predicted model, not a curated record. The coding region runs from base 150 to 1202 and encodes 350 amino acids. Lineage: Eukaryota; Viridiplantae; Streptophyta; Magnoliopsida; Proteales; Proteaceae. The transcript has 5 exons.
CCCCCUCCCAGGGGGAGCUUAAAUUAUGACCUCCUCCAGCAACUCGAAGAACCAUUAGAAGGAGAAGAAGAUUGACUUCUUAUGGAUGCUUAUGCUAGAAUGUGAGACUUCAAAGUCUCAAAGCCGAUUCUUCAGGCGGACUUUCAGGGAUGCUAACAAGGAUAGUACUAGUGUUGCUGGUUGUUCUUCUGGGAUGGGCUUAUCAGGCCACAAGGCCUCCCCCUCCAAAGAUAUGUGGAUCCCCAGGUGGUCCUUCUGUUACAUCACCCAGAAUUAAGCUAAGUGAUGGAAGGCAUCUUGCAUACAGAGAGAGUGGAGUCCCUAAGGAUAAGGCCAAAUACAGAAUUGUCUCCAUUCAUGGAUUUGGUGUCGCCAAAGAUUUCUCUUUACCUGCAUCUCAAGAACUUAUAGAGGAGCUGAGGAUAUAUUUUCUGUCAUUUGAUAGAGCUGGGUAUGGAGAUAGUGAUCCAAACCCAAAGAGAUCAGUGAAAAGUGAAGCAUUUGAUAUUCAAGAACUAGCUGAUCAGUUGGAGAUUGGAUCAAAGUUUUAUGUGAUGGGUUUUUCUAUGGGAGGUUACCCAGCUUGGAGUUGCCUUAAAUACAUACCACACAGGUUGGCAGGUUUAUCCUUAGUAGCUCCUGUUGUGAACUACUGGUGGUCUUCUUUUCCUGCCAAACUAUCAAUAGAGGCCUACAGGAAGCAGCUGUUGCAGGACCAAUGGACACUUGGGAUCGCACACUACGCCCCUCGACUGCUAUACUGGUGGAUGACUCAGAAAUGGUUUCCUUCCAGCGCUUUAGUGGAAGGGAACCCAGGGAUCUUCAGUAGCAAAGACAAAGAGAUCUUAAGCCAGAUUUCGAAAGCCUUUGGGCAGUUUAAAGAGAAAUCACAACAGCAGAGUGUCUUUGAAUCUCUUCAUCGAGACUUAAUGGUUGGUUUUGGUUCUUGGGAUUUUGAUCCUAUGGAUCUAAAUAACCCAUUCCCUCACGAAGAGGGUUGUGUUCACAUCUGGCAGGGAUACGAAGAUAGGCUCAUUCCAUCUCUCUUGCAGCGCUAUGUUGCGGAAAGGCUGCCUUGGAUCAGGUAUCAUGAGCUUUCUGAUCAUGGACAUUUCUUUUUUCUCAGCACAAGGUUUUCUGAUGCUAUGCUGAAGGCACUUGUCCUCGGAAGAGAAGAAGAACCCUCCACCUUACAAGCCUAGUUAAAGUAGUAAUCCUUUCCUUUCUUUCAUUAUUUAGUUAAGUUUACUUAGUUUUAUUCGUGGCUGCAAGGAAGUUCAUGUUCAACUUAGCCAUCCAAGCUUGGCGAAGGGAGCUUCCCUUUUAUUUUAUUUUAUCUUCUUUUUCUGAGAUCCUUGUACUGUUUGCACUAAAAAAAGAAAGAUAUAUGUUUUUACUCAUUCUA